GUUACCGCUUCCGUCGUCAUCACUUUCCCCCGAAAAUGAAUCUUGAUGCUCAGAUGUAAACAUGUCGGAGGCAGAGACGGGCGAAUGUUUACGGGAUGUUUCGGUGAGUUUAGCCGAGUCCCAGCAGGUUAACUCGGGGCUGCUGACCCUCGCCACGGCGUGCGGAGGACUAUGUGGAAUAUUAGCUGCCGCCCUUUUCUACGUCUUCUGCCUGAAGUCUCUCAUUUUGACGCGACAAGGUCUCAAUGCCAGGAGGCUCCUGGAGCCCGAGGAUGGAGACGUGGACAACAUGAACAGCCAUCGUGGCAGCAACAGCAGGAAGGAACCUUCCAUUACGAAUGAAAAAAGAAAGCAGGCACCUGUAAGUAGUGACGUGGCAGCAUUUGCAUCCAAAGCAAAAGUGGUGUACCCCAUCAACCAAAAAUACAGACCUUUAGCAGACGGCGCCUCCAACCCUUCACUACACGAGUGCUCCAAGUUAGCAACAACGCCAAAGGAGGACUCGCCCUCAUCCUCCACAGACGAGGAGUCCCUGAGCCAAGAACUGGACAAUGACGACAGCAGCCAGUUCAUCUCUUCCUCAUCGGUACCCAAGAGCCUCCAGAACCAGAGCUUCGUCAGGGUGUCCCACUACCCCGACACUCUGACGCAAACAGGCUUCGAAGCUCGGAUUAACCUCCACUGUUUGGCCCUGCGAGAUGUGCAACAGCUUCACUCUCAACUUCAGGAGGAAAAAUAUAUUAUAUACCUUCAAAUGGUGAAAAGGAUAUUUUGCAGCCGUUUUCCAAAAGACAAAAAUGACGCAGAUUUCUCUAAGCAAAUUCUUCAAAUGCAGCAAAAGGGAGUGGAGGAGUUGAGGAAACAGCGGCCAUGCGGCUGCGCCCCAAGUGAUGACAAUGCCGACGCUUCUUGUACUUUCGAGGAAAUAGAGAGAGCGCAAAAAGAUUUUCUGGAACGCAACCUUCAAAUGUCCAAAGAUUUGACCAAUUGUGUGGAAGAGCUCUGUCAGCAUGUGAUGAAGAAGACCAGCAGCUUCACGGUGAAUGAAGCCCGUGACGCUACUGCCUCUCUCAGCGAUGCUCUUCUGUCAUUGGAGAAUCAUCUCAUGAAAGUACAAGAGGGAGAACUCAAGCGGAUCCACCAGAAGUUGUCGUGGUGGGAGGAGCUUACAGGGCUCCUCCAAUCCCAGCCGGCCUUGCUACAACAGGAAGUGUUUCUGAGGCAGGGUUUGGUGGCGACGACAUUGGAGCAGAUGACCAGCGAGGACGUUUUGACCUUCAGCCGCAUGGAGGCAGUACUUACAGAGGUGCAGCACGCACUUUCAGAGGGCCUUCAACAGUGCAGAGAGGAUUUCGCAAGCAAAACAAAAGAGUUGGUCAGGGAAAAGUGCAGCAAAAUGGAGGCCAAGCGAAAGAAGCUUUGCAGAAACCAAGCCAAGGAGAGGAGUCACGCACUGGAGCUGAGACAGACUCAGGGUGACCCACAGCAGCUGUCAAAGGAGUACCAGGAUCUCCUGUUGAAACAAAGGCAGAAGCUCUGUGACUUGGAUCUGCAGCAGGACGAGCGUAUGGCCGACAACCUCUGUAACCUUUGGACCAAACUGCGCUCCAGCUGGUCAAAAAGGCUCGGCGAGAAAGCCAAGGACAUCUUUUGCACAUCUCUUCUCGCUCAGUCCCAAGGGUCCGCCGAACACUGUGAGACGCUGUGGCUGGAUGUGGAGCAUCAGCUGGCUGCAGAGAGGGAGCAGUUGGAGAGGACCACCAAAUCGCAACUGGAUCAAAUGCAGGCUCAGCUGGAUAAGGAGCGACAGGUAUGGACCGAAUCAAUGGCUCUCAUGCAUGCCAGCCUCAAACGUCUGAGUAACCAGCAGAUGAAGAUUCUACGGACCAUGGUGGUCAGACAGAGCUACACACUUAAAAGCCAAGUGGGGACGCUGCUGGAGAAAAAACAUGAGCACCUGCUGGUGUCCGUGCGGCGCCACUUCAUAGCCCGACACUUCUGCCUGCAAGUGCUCAAAGAGAUGAGGCUGGCCAAGCUGAAGGUUCUCUCUCGGACUGACUUCGGAGCUCUGCUGACGCAGGACCCUGCCACGGUCCAGUCCUGUGUCCACUCCACUCUCAAGAGCAGCAGUGUGAGCCUAGCAGAGAGGCAUCUGGGCCCCGAGAGCCAAUUGGUGACCCACAGUUUCCAGCAAGAGUUUUUGUCAGAGCUAGAAACUGGGACUGAGCUUUUUCAGAACCAUGCACAGCUGCUACUCGGUAACGCUCUGAGCCACGCCAUCCUAGAGCAGAUGGAAGGCCAGGCCUCAGACUCACAAAGCAGCUCCAGGAAGGGUGACGGCUUGAAGCACCAUCUCAUGGAGGCUGCAUCUGAAAGUGUGUACAUGACCAGAGAUUCUCUUGCCGCCCUCGUCCAGAGCUACUAUUCUCGUAUUCAGGAUGUCGCCAAGAAACUGCUUACACAGCAGCCCAACAGAAACCUUGACUCGGCUGAGCAGAACCCCAGCAGCAGUCUGCUGAGAGAGCUGGAGAACUGGGCAAGGAAACCCACCUCUGCUAAGUUCCAACAGAGAGUGGAGCUCCACAAAAGGAAGGAGUUAGAGCAGUGUGAUCUGAAAGCGGAGGUGGUGUGCCAGGAACUGAGACGGAGAAAAGUAGCCCAGGAUCAAAGCUUGGAAUGGACCAAUGGACAGCUCCGGGAGGCAGAAAGAAGCUUCAUAAGUGAUCUGGCAGCCUUGGCGCGGGUUUCUCUCCACAGUCCAGACUCCGACUCAGAACCAGAACCCAGCCAUGAAGACCACAUGACAGGUAAUCACACCUUUCAUACCAGUAGACAUGCUGGUUCCAGUAACCUCAUCAUUUCAACAGGGGAGGGGAAUACCUCGCUCAUGGACCUUCUUGCCAGGAACCCAGCCCUAGAUCCAGCCUUGAAUCCAUCGCUGACCCCAACGGUCGUCGCCCCGCUCAUCAAACCAGUAAAGAAGAAGGAAAAAGAGCGCAAGUCUCAUCUCAGUUGACACCAGAUCCACAGCGAUAGUUUUGUCACUUUUGUCGUACUGUAAAUGCUCCAAAGACCACAGUCUCCUACAGUCCACAGGCACGCGGUCUACAAAAGCCAUUAGCCAUCUCUCAAGGACUUUAAUCAACAAAAACAUUAACAGCUGUGGCUCCUGGUGUCAUUUGGCAUUAGAAGUACCGUAUUAUUCGGACUAUAAGUCGCAGUUUUUUACAUAGUUUGGCCGGGGGUGCAAACCAACCGGCGGUAUAGCUCGGUUGGUAGAGUGGCCGUGCCAGCAACUUGGGGGUUGCAGGUUCGAUUCCCGCUGCCGUCAUCCUAGUCACUGCCGUUGUGUCCUUGGGCAAGACACUUUACCCACCUGCUCCCAGUGCCACCCACACUGGUUUAAAUGUAACUUAGAUAUUGGGUUUCACUAUGUAAAGCGCUUUGAGUCACUGGAGAAAAGCGCUAUAUAAAUAUAAUUCACUUCACUUAUACUCAGGAGCGACUUAUGUGUGAAAUUAUUAACACAUUACCGUAAAAUAUCAAAUAAUAUUAUUUAGCUCAUUCACGUAAGAGACUAGACCAGGGCUGUCAAACUCAUUUUAGAGUGGGGUGGCAUAGCUCGGUUGGUAGAGUGGCCGUGCCAGCAACUUGAGGGUUGCAGGUUCGAUUCCCGCUUCUGCCAUCCUAGUCACUGCCGUUGUGUCCUUGGGCAAGACACUUUACCCACCUGCUCCCAGUGCCACCCACACUGGUUUAAAUGUAACUUAGAUAUCGGGUGUCACCAUGUAAAGCGCUUUGAGUCACUUGAGAAAAGCGCUAUAUAAAAUAUAAUUCACUUCACUAGAUCAGGGGCCACAUGGGGAAAAAUGUACUCCCAAGUGGGCCGGACUGGUGAAAUCCCUGCACGAUAACUUAAAAAUAAAGACACCUUCAGAUUGUUUUCUGUGCUUGAAAAUAGAAGCACAUUCUGAAAAUGUACAAAUCAUAAUGUUGUUUUUUUUUUACACUUGCAUGUUGCGGUUAAAUAUAUUCUAUCUUUAUAUGUUGUUUUUUAUAUUUUCUGAAUGAACAGCGACUCUCUGUCGGAGUAUCAGCGCUGGGGUCCGGUGCACCACAGUCUCGUAUUGUCGCUCGGUCCUUCGGCGGAGUGCUUCGGAAGCUACCGGGUCACUCGUCUCCUCGGCCUGGAUUGUUUACAGCGGCGGGAGGGAGGGAGGGAGUGAGAGAGAGAGAGAGAGCAGGCGGGCGAGCGAGCGAGGGAAGAAGAGCGGGUGCGGGUCUAGUGGAAAAGGGGCAAAACGUUUCCCUGCUUGCAUCCCGCAAGUGAGCCAUAUACCACACCGUGAUUGGUAGAUUCCUUCAGCUCCGCACACAACGCUGUCAAGUUAAAGUUAAAGUAGCAAUGAUUGUCACACACACACUAGGUGCGGUGAAAUUUGUCCUCUGCAUUUCACCCAUCCCCUUGAUCACCCCCUGUGAAGUGAGGGGAGCAGUGGUGCCGCGCCCGGGAAUCAUUUAUGGUGAUUUAACCCCCAAUUCCAACCCUUGAUGCUGAGUGCCAAGCAGGGAGGCAAUGGGUCCCUUUUUUUUUUAUAGUCUUUGGUAUGACUCGGCCGGGGUUUGAACUUUCAACCUACCGAUCUCAGGGCGGACACUCUAACCAAGCGCCAUUCAUAUAAAACUUGCGGGGCCGCACUAACAUUAAACUUUCAUAUUAAGGUGGGGGCCGCAAAAUAACCUCUCGCGGGCCGCAAUUGGCCCGCGGGCCGCGUGUUUGAGACCCCUGUCCGAGCCGAACCCCUAACAACUGUCACAUUUAGCGCCCAACCUGGCUGGACCACUGGAGGCGGUAAAUCGCCUACGGGCUCUCGUAGGCGCACUCGUCGGCCUCGCAGCAAGCAGCCGACAACAAUGUUUCCUGCAGGUUUGGCGGACGAGACGGGGGGGUGGCGGCGGCGGCGGCGAAUGGCCCCCCGAUGUUGUUAAAGAGGUAGAAGAAGAAGUUAAAGUUGUGGAAUUUAUUAAAGAAGUUGAUGUUGGUGAAGAAGAAGGAAAUGACAAAGAAGAGGAAGAAAAAGAACAGGUGGAAAAGGAGGAGAAGACUGGGGGCACAGGUGGUCGUGGCCCUCUUCACUUCCCGCUCCCUCAGAAGGGGGGGGGAGUAGGCUCAGCCAGUCGGAGUCCCGGCUUGUGUCUGGCUUGGGUGGCGUGGCCUGCAGACCGGCAGCGAGGCAGGGCACGCCGGACCCGACCCCGUGAUGUCGGCAAGGAGGCGUAGCCGGUGGGAUCGACGCCGAGAUAAAUGUCAAGUGCAUGGAUCGCCCACAAUUAUAUAAAUUCUUUUUUUUUUUUUUUUUUUCUCUUUGUCAUGAAAAAGGGACGUUUUCGUCAUGAAAAAUUGAGGUUUUUGUGGUUGGUGCACUAAUUGUAAGUGUAUAUUGUGUUUUUUUAUGUUGAUUUGAUAAAAAUAAAAAAUAAAAUUGUUUUUUUUAAAUAAAAAUUAAUAAAAAAUUAUUCUGCGGCCCAGUACCAAUUGGGCCACAGCCCGGUGGUUGGGGACCACUGCUCUAGGGCAGUGGUCCCCAACCUUUUUGUAUCCGCGGACCGGUCAACGCUUCAAAAUUUGUCCCGCGGCCUGGGGGGUGUCCUUAUUUUUUUAUUUUUUUAUUUUUUUUCUUUGUCAUGAAAAAGGGAGGUUUUUGUGGUUGGUGCACUAAUUGUAAGUGUAUAUUGUGUUAUUAAUGUUGAUUUAAUUAAAAAAAUAUAUAUAUUUUU
Molecule: messenger RNA, 5778 nt
Organism: Nerophis ophidion (straightnose pipefish)
Lineage: Eukaryota; Metazoa; Chordata; Actinopteri; Syngnathiformes; Syngnathidae
Gene: evc
Product: evC complex member EVC
Exons: 19
Coding region: 62-3016 (984 amino acids)
Biological process (GO): smoothened signaling pathway
Source: RefSeq, a predicted model, not a curated record